UUGCCGGUCGUUAUGACAUCACGCGCGAAUGCUUCGAGCGCCGUAAAAACGUGCGAAAAGUAUCGUGAAAAUAAUUUACAUCAGUUCUACGUUAUUUUUAAGUGUCGCACAAACGUAUAUUGUCAAAUAUUUUAUUGUAGUAUAAAAAGUCCCAUCGACGCGUAAAAUAAUGCAGCAACACCGGGUAGAAACGCAAAUACUCCAUGAGGAGCAAAUCCUGGAGGCGAUAGAUCAGUUGCGUCGACGUAAGGCGCGACCUGAUGCUGAUCGUAUUUGCAACUAUUUACUAAGGAAAUUUUCUGUGGAUGCACGGGAUACGAUCGCCGAUCUUCAUCGGCUGAUCGAAGCGGAGAAAGUCAUUCAGGUUGAUUACAAGGGCAACACUAGUUAUCGAAAUGCUUCGAAAUGGUCCCGGUUGCAGCUUUACAAAAAUCGGCCGGAGGGUUUCGUAAAGGAGAAAUUGAACUCCGGGAUGGUGGCGGGUGCUGUCGCCGAACUUGUUGUCGAGGAGCCGGAUUACCUUGACCAAGGUGUACCAGCUUAUAGACUGAUUGAACAACUACUCGAUGGAGUCUCAAAUCCUACUUCUAGACGCAUGGUAGAAGAUUUUCUCGGUAAAGAAGUAGCCAGUGGUAAUUUGACGCGUCUCUCGAACGGCAAUUACUCGCUGGUGGCGACGUCUGACAUGACAACCACCACCGAGCCAACACAUCGAGAAUCUUUCACACUUGAGAAUGGAAAUGCGCGACGCAAGGAACUACAUACUGUUUCUUCAACUACAGGUGGUCUUUACGAUUUUGACGAGACAGAAAACCUGACGAUUACGGACUCUAGGUCGAACACACCGAGGUCUUCACGUCAAGCAAGCCCUAAGUCUGAUCCACAAAUUAGGAAGGAAGAAUGUUACGAAAUAAUCGUUGGAAGGAAUGAAAACACCGAAUCGCCGGUAGAACGCGAUUCUGUAAAGGAUCAGGAAUCGCAAGAACCGUCACAAACCUCCGUCGAAGAUGUUAAAGAAGAAUCGAAAAAUACGGACAACCAGACUCAUAACCUCAAAAGAUCGUCAAAAGGUGAGCGUAAACAGCGCCUACUUGUUCGAACAGACGAUCCUAUGGACAUAGAGAUCAAAUUUGAGGAUUAUCGAAAAGACAAUAAAGAUGAUGUAAAUUCGCAAAAAGAAAAGAGAGAAGAAACUGGACAUCUUAGUGAAGAACGUGAUGAUGAAGAUGCAGGAAGAAGUUCUACUAAUCCUUCACCUACACCCUCUAAUAAUAACGUUGGCGGUUUUCGUAGUGCUCGUAGAAAGAGAGCAAAAAAAGUAUUUGAUCCCUCUGACAAUAAUCUUGUAAAAAGAAAACGUGGAAGGCAGCCAGGUUCUCAAAAUAAGUCUUCUAUUUCUCAAGAAUCUCAGGAUUCUUCCAAAGUAACUGUUAAAGAUGGACCUUGUAGACAAUGUAGUCUUUGUGCCAAAGAAAAGCAAGAAAAUUUAGUUGCUUGCCGUGAUUGUACUGUACGAGCACAUCCAAGUUGUAUUUAUAGUCCAGAAGAAAUGAUUCAAAAGGCAGGUAGCAAUUGGCAAUGUGAACGUUGCAAGAGUUGUACAAUAUGUUGUGAAACUUCAGAUGCUGGACCAUUGGCAACAUGUUUUACUUGUGACGAAGCUUAUCAUUAUUAUUGUCAUACACCACGAAUAAUAAUUCCUAAAUCAAAUUCAAAAUGGCAGUGUAAUGAUUGUGUUCAGAAACAGUAUAAAACAAAUAUAAACCAGAAUAUUAGUCUGGUUACUAGCAGACCUGAUACACCAUCAAAUCCACCUGUUUUACCCCCAGUUUUAAGUCCUCAAGUUUCCCCUACCAGAGCAUCUUCUGAUCAAAUGGAAGAUGAUGGCCCAAGAGAUGGAAUUGAUCCAAAUAUACCUGAUGCAUCAGAUUGGACAUCUGAGCAAGUGUAUCAAUAUUUUGCAAGACUUUUCCCAAAAGAAGCAGAAGUGUUCAGACAUCAGGACAUUGAUGGCCAUUCUUUACUGUUAAUGAAACGAUCUGAUGUUCUGAGUGGACUUGAUCUACUUUUAGGGCCAGCAUUAAAAAUAUAUAGACAUGUGUUAAAACUGCAAGUGCGAAGGGAUGAUCCAAAACUCUAUUGGCUGUAA
Habropoda laboriosa is the source of this 2149-nucleotide messenger RNA. RefSeq lists its product as uncharacterized. The coding region runs from base 170 to 2149 and encodes 659 amino acids. The record is from RefSeq and is a predicted model, not a curated record. NCBI's taxonomy places the organism in Eukaryota, Metazoa, Arthropoda, Insecta, Hymenoptera, Apidae. The transcript has 5 exons. Gene Ontology annotation, molecular function: DNA binding; protein binding.